CACCACUGUCCGCGAUCGCCCGGCCGCAGGGAAGGAAGAAAGGAGCGCAGGAGGUGGAGUUCUGCAGAUCACACCUACCCGGAACAGAUAGACCCCCUCUUGGACCUAGAGCCCCCGACAGCCGGCAGGUUCCACGCCCUCCCCCGACACCACGCCCGGCCAGGGGUCUGGCCACAGUUUUCUCGCUGAGGAUUUUCUGCAGCCCAGCUCCGAGUCCACUCCUCCCCCUUGUCUUGUGAGUCAGGGCCCCUUACCCAGCUCCUUCCUUCACCCGGACUCAGAGGCUGCGUCUACCUGCAAGAGUCUAGUUCACCUAUCUGGUUCUAUCUGAGACCCAGGAGUCCUACCUUUCAGUCUUCUUGCCUGAGACCCAGGGAUCCAGGAAUCAGCCCUUCUUUAAACCCAGGAGUCCAGGUCCUCCUUCAGACCCAGGAGUGCAGACCCCGACCUUCUUCAGACCCAGGAAUCCAGACCCCAGCCCUCCUCCUUCAGAUCCAGGAAUCCAGACCUCAGCCCUCCUCCCUCAGACCCAGGAAUCCAGACCCCAGCUCUCCUCUCACAGACCCAGGGGCUUAAGCCCGGCUACCCCCUGGUCCCUCCCAGCCCCUGACUUAUGGAUUUUUUAUUUCCAGGGCCUCUUGACUUUGAAUCCCACCCUACUUGGGCCCCAAGGGUGGACUGGUUCCCAGCCCCUCCAGGAAUGUUCAAGCCCCAGGGCACUAGAGCAAAAUCAAUUGGCUGACUUUGUCUCCCUGUGUCUCCUCUGUAUGUCUUGUUCUGUCUUCCUGACCGUUCCCACCUCUGAUAUCUAUGUUUUCUUUCUCUCUAUCUCUCUCCUUUGUGUUUCUCCUGAACUUUGCCCCCCUUUCCUACGUCUCCACAACUCUCUCCUCUCCUUUCCUGUGUCUAUCCCCUCUGCCUCCUCACCACCUUCCUCUCCCGACUCUCAUCUGUCUCCUCUUCUGGACUGUGGAUCUACCCGCCCUGUACCUCUGCUCUCCUCUUCACCUCACCCCACAUCUUUCAUCUCUUCUCCCCACCCCUGCCUCUCCUCCUUUUCCCCACAGGCAUGGAUCCACAGCCCCCUCCACCCGCCCAGGGCAGCCCACCUCACCGUGACCGUGGCCGAGGCCGAGGCCGUGGCCGUGGCCGUGGUCGAGGCCGUGGUCGUGGCAGAGGGGGUGCUGGAGCUCCUAGGGCGCCUCUGCCCUGCCCCACCUGUGGUCGCCUCUUCCGCUUCCCUUACUACCUGUCUCGACACCGGCUGAGCCACUCGGGCCUCCGGCCCCAUGCCUGCCCCCUGUGCCCCAAAGCUUUCCGCAGGCCUGCCCACCUUUCCCGCCACCUUCGUGGCCACGGGCCCCAGCCCCCGCUGCGCUGCGCUGCCUGCCCACGCACCUUCCCGGAGCCAGCCCAGCUCAGGCGCCACCUGGCCCAGGAGCACGCAGGUAGCGAGGUGGAUCUGUCCACGCAGAGGGCAGUGAAGGAGGAGCCUGAGGCCAGUUGGGGUCCGCAGGACGAGGGAGUGGAACAGCCCGCCACGGUGGUGGUGGCCGGGGCUGAGGAGGAGGCGACCGCACAGUGGCCCGCAGGGGACUCGGCUCCUGCGGCUGUCCCCACGAGUAUGGAUCCUCGGGAAUCAGAGGCCGAGGAGGCCGAGGCCGGGGCGGCGGAGCUAAGGGCAGAGUUGGCACUGGCCGCGGGGCGACAGGAGGAGAAACAGGUCCUUCUCCAGGCCGACUGGACGCUGCUGUGUCUCCGCUGUCGCGAAGCCUUCGCCACCAAGGGGGAGCUCAAAGCCCACCCGUGUCUGCGCCCCGAAGGCGAACAGGAGGGCGAAGGAGGACCCCCGCCCCGCCCCAAGCGACACCAGUGUUCCAUCUGCCUCAAGGCUUUCGCCAGGCCCUGGUCCCUAUCGCGUCACCGGCUAGUCCACUCCACCGAUCGACCUUUUGUGUGUCCAGACUGCGGCCUGGCCUUCCGCUUGGCCUCCUACCUCCGCCAGCACCGCCGCGUCCAUGGUCCACUCAGCCUGCUGGCCCCGUUACCCGGGGCUGGCAAGAAGGACGACAAGGCCUCGGGCGGACGGAACUCAGGGAAAGGGCCCGAGGGGGGCGAAGGGGCAGAAUGUGGGGGUGCAUCGGAAGGGGGUGAAGGCGGGCAUAAUGGAGGAGAUGCCACCCCAGCCCGGCCUCCGGCGGGGGAGCCACGUUUCUGGUGUCCUGAGUGUGGCAAAGGUUUCCGACGCCGGGCACACCUACGCCAGCAUGGGGUCACCCACUCCGGGGCGCGCCCUUUUCAGUGCGUGCGCUGCCAGAGGGAAUUCAAGCGACUGGCGGACCUGGCCCGCCAUGCGCAAGUCCAUGCUGGGGGCCCCGCCCCGCAUCCGUGCCCGCGAUGCCCACGCCGCUUCUCUCGCGCUUACAGCCUCCUGCGCCACCAACGCUGCCACCGCGCCGAGCUGGAACGGGCGGAGCUGGAGAGGGCUGCAGCGCUGCAGGAACUCCAGACCCAGACCUCACAGUCGCCCCAGCCUCCGCAGCCACUUAAGCAGGAGGCAGAAGGGCUCCCUCUGCCCAUCGCGCACGUCAAGGAAGAGCCUCCCUCACCACCCCAGUCCCUGCCGGCUCCACCUGUCUUUCUCAGCGCCUCCUGUUUUGACAGCCAAGACCAUUCAGCCUUCGAGAUGGAGGAUGAGGAGAUGGACAGUAAGGCCCACCUAUGCGGAUUGGGAGGCCUGGCCUCCUGACCCUCACAUCCACCCUCCGCCCUUCCAAUUGAGCUCCCGGUUUGCAGUAAGGAAGAGGGAAACUGAAGAAGAGGAACCUCCCCUGCCUACCCCUGAACCCUGGAUCAUUCAUCUUCUCCUUUACCCACCCCUAGACCCCUGAUGCUGGUUAGGAACUUCUCACCCCAACACGUGUCUUAAGUAAGGCAGGGCAAGGCGGAGGACAUUUGGCCAGAAGGAUAGAGACUGCUGGGUUCGUCCCAGCCUGCCCAUCCCUAUGACAAACACUGGACACCAUCACCUCUUUGGAACUGCCAGACCCUGGGAGUUCCCAGUGCAAAAGGUCUGCCCCCGUUCCUCUGUCUCUGUGAAUAAAUGUGAGUUCGUGCAA
Mus caroli (Ryukyu mouse) is the source of this 3119-nucleotide messenger RNA. It is a transcript of the gene Znf579, whose product is annotated as zinc finger protein 579. The record is from RefSeq and is a predicted model, not a curated record. Lineage: Eukaryota; Metazoa; Chordata; Mammalia; Rodentia; Muridae.